AUGCGUACCUCUAUCGCCACCCUCGCUGCUAUCAGCGGCCUCUCCUCUCUGGCCUCUGCAGUCGGCAACGCAGUCGUCCUCAACAACUGCCCAUUUCCCGUUUACGCGUGGUCUGUUGACUCCACUGUCAGUCAAGAAUACACCAUCAAUCAAGGACAAACAUACUCGGAAGUACUCCAUGGCGAUUCCACAACUGGCGGUGUGGCAAUUAAAAUCACUACCGUUGAGGGUGGACUCUACAACUCUUCUCCCGAGACCAUCUAUGCCUACUCCUUGACAAACGGCGAGGUCUGGUACGACCUGUCCGACGUUUUCGGCGACCCUUUCUCCGGCAGUCCGCUCACAGUGACAGCCUCGGAUGCUUCUUGUGGCUCAAUCAGCUGGCCCGAUGGAGUGUCGCCCACUGGCAGUCAAGUUAAUGUGUGCGAAGAUACCGCUGAUAUCACUUUGACCCUGUGUUAA
Messenger RNA from Talaromyces atroroseus, 462 nucleotides. RefSeq lists its product as hypothetical. Bases 1 to 462 code for a protein of 153 amino acids. Lineage: Eukaryota; Fungi; Ascomycota; Eurotiomycetes; Eurotiales; Trichocomaceae. The transcript has a single exon. The record is from RefSeq and is a predicted model, not a curated record.